UGUCUCGGCCGGCGGCCAGCUCCAGACAGAAGAGAAUCUGUGUUGUCGAAAAGUUUCAUUCAUAAGCCUCCACGACGACGACUAGACUCCACUUCCAGUUCCACUCCGCUUCAGCCCAGGCCAGGCUCUACAUAUAUAUCUCGCCUCACCUCAGCUCAACGCAGCCAGCCAGCCGAGCAGUCAAUCAAUCGAGCAAUCGAUCAAUCAACCGACCCUUCGACAAUGCCCUCCUCCUCCCUGUCCUCCUCCCCCUCACUAUCCAUCCAGUCUCCUCCUACACAUCUACACAGCAACCCCUCCGCUUCCGCUGCCGCUUCUCCGUCCAGCAGCGGCAACGCAGCACCGCUAGUUGUUGUGCAGAUCGAAAGGCGAGAGAGUGCGUGCAUGGCGAGGGAGGCGCAGUUGUUUUUCUUGCUGGGGUUUCGUGGGCGCGUGGAUGGGGAGAGUGGGAGGGGGGGUGUGGUUGUGGGGCUGGGGUGAGGGGAUGAGUGGGUGAGUCCGUGGAGAGCUGAGCUGGGCUGGAAAUGAGAUAUGGAGGAUGGGAUGGUAUAUAGUGGUAUGGGAAGGUGCUUUGCAAGGAGAUUUCGAAGAGGGGAGGAAAAAGGUUCGGAGGUGUGCGAAGAAGAAGAUGAAGGGAGUUUAUUGUUACCCGGGAAAAGAGGAGGGGAGAGCGGGGGGACGAGGUAUUUGAAUUAUCGUGGGGAGGCCUUGGUAUAUCGUCAAGGAAAUGGACGGCUGUGGGUAAUAUCGAAUCGUCCGGUUCAGAUUUUCACCCCUUCCUGCUUCUUGCUUUGGCAGCCUUCUUCUUCUGCUGCGCUUGUGUGCUCCUUCCAGGUCUUCAAAAGCAAUUGAGCGCAACUCAACCAACUCGCUAGAACGCUCAAAUGACGUAGGUAGCCGAAAUCAAAUCUCCCAACUUUACACUUUCUCUUUCUUUGGAUAUUUGCGUUAUCACCGGAACUCCAUGUACAACACCCACC
Molecule: messenger RNA, 980 nt
Organism: Trematosphaeria pertusa
Lineage: Eukaryota; Fungi; Ascomycota; Dothideomycetes; Pleosporales; Trematosphaeriaceae
Exons: 1
Coding region: 223-480 (85 amino acids)
Source: RefSeq, a predicted model, not a curated record